This is a messenger RNA of Callorhinus ursinus (northern fur seal), 247 nucleotides long. Lineage: Eukaryota; Metazoa; Chordata; Mammalia; Carnivora; Otariidae. The record is from RefSeq and is a predicted model, not a curated record.
AUGUCACAGCAGAAGCAGCAAGCCUGGGAACCCCCUAGUGCUCCCAAAUGCUCAUCUCCCCAGUGCCCAACCCCCACCCUGGCUGUCUGCUCUGCUCCUUGCUGUGACCCCCAUUCAGGAGGCUGUGAUUCUGGUUCCCAAAAGCCUGGGAAGCAGAGUCCUGGCCGUUCUCAGAGGGCUCACCGCAAGAAGCCCCGCUGCCUCAGUGGUGGCACAGUCUACCACAUCAAAGAGGAGGAAUGCUGAG